Gloeophyllum trabeum ATCC 11539 is the source of this 8207-nucleotide messenger RNA. RefSeq names its product Not1-domain-containing protein. The transcript has 26 exons. The coding region runs from base 103 to 6441 and encodes 2112 amino acids. Lineage: Eukaryota; Fungi; Basidiomycota; Agaricomycetes; Gloeophyllales; Gloeophyllaceae. Gene Ontology annotation, cellular component: CCR4-NOT core complex; P-body. Gene Ontology annotation, molecular function: molecular adaptor activity. The record is from RefSeq and is a predicted model, not a curated record. Gene Ontology annotation, biological process: nuclear-transcribed mRNA catabolic process, deadenylation-dependent decay.
CUUCCUCCCUGCUCCCAUUCACUUCCCGCAAAAUUAUCCAAAACGGCGUCCGGUGCUGGUGGCGUCCCUCGCCGCUCGGAGGCUGCGACACGGUCGCCCGCUAUGGACUCGCCGUCGUCGAACAGCAAUAUACACACUAUAGUCAAGGCGCAGAUUGUCUUCCUGUUGUCCACGCUCACGGAGGACAACUUUGAGCGGAAUCAGCUUGAGAUCCGGUCGCUGUCCGAGCAACAUGGGAUCGAUACGUAUCUCCACUUCAUCCGUCGCCUCAUUGUCCACUCGCAAGCGAGGCUGUCGGGCACGGCGCCGCCGUCCGCGUUCGAUACCUCGAGCGCGCUCACGUUCCGCCUCUUGAUCCAGGAGACGCAGCGCCUCGCGCGUGACCCCUUCCUCGCGGACCGCUUCCGGGACGGCAUAGACAAGGGCGAGGGUGAUGUGUUCAGGAACUUUGAUCUCACCCGGUUCGUGGACAGAGUGGGAUUGCGGCCCCUCGAGCGCCUGGUGCUCGCCGCGUCCAUCGUGUCGGUGCCAACGCGCAAGGAGCUCGCGAGCCAGGCACAGAACAUAAUCCGCACGGAGUUUGACAAUGCUGUCUUGGCGCUGUGCCAGCACCCGUCGUUCGACCAUGCGGACUUGUCCGUGUCGCAGCUCACGAAACUGAUGACGAACCUCCUCCAAGAUCCCCCGGACGACUCUCCGGUUCUCGAUGCGACGCAAAGACAAGCCCUUAUUAUGGCUGCACAGACGAAGUACGGCCUGGAUAUCGUGAUGCCCAUCGUAAAGCGGAUACUCCCUAACCUCACAUUACCUCCCGGCACGACUGUUGUGCAAGCGCUGCAGCAGCUUGGUCCAGAGAUCACUGAAGAUCCUGAGAUUGUCCUAGCUCUGUUCCAUCGCUUCGGUAUAUCGAAGACGAACCCUCCUCGAGACGAGCAGGUUAUCGAGAUAAUCUCAACGUUCGCGCGUCUAGCGACUGAAGGCGCUGUCUUGUGUGAUGUAUCGUCCGUUAUAAGGGCUAUUAAUAGCUUUAAUCUUGAGCUUGACUGGCCGGCGGUCAUCAAGUCGUUUGAUCGUCCGGAAAGGGCCGUCGAUACUGCUACCUUGAAGCUCCUGAUCACGAUCUUGCUAAGCGCUCCUCGGUUCGAACCGCAUGCUGUGGCGGGUUUCUGGUCUGCUUGGGAGAAUCCUAUGUAUCAGCUACGUCUCCUUGAUGCUCUGUUGUCCCUUCCUGCCGAUACGUUCAACUUCGUCUCCCUGCCUGGGAGGAGAAUCGUGACCGUUGAUGACGUAGCCAACGCCAGUCCUACCAUCAAAUCUCUUGCAGCCAAUGUGCAAGGCCAGACUUGGAACUCCCUGGAUUUGUUCGAAGUGCUGGUGACUCAUGCCGGAUCCGAGUCUCUGGAAGUGCACAACUACGUGCGUGAAAUGCUGGACAAGGCUGUAAAAAUCAGUGCAGAGCUUGUCCAUAUGGGCUUGUUGCAAGUCUCGCAAACCUCCUGGAACGACAUCCGUCUGGAGUACACUCAGAAACUUCUCGCCAUGUUCCUGGCCGGGCAUCCGAACCACCAGCUCGUCUUCAUGCGGAUCUGGCAAAUCGACCCCCCCUACCUCACUAAUGCUUUCCGUGACUUCUAUGAGGAGAGCCCACUCAACAUCACUAGAAUACUAGAUGUCGCCCAAGAUCUCAAAAUAUUAGACUCCCUUCUUGAAGUUCGCCCUUUCACCUUCGCUCUCGAUGUCGCUGCGCUUGCCUCACGCAGAGAGUAUCUCAAUCUUGACAAAUGGCUCGCGGAUAACGUCUCCGCUCACGGUGCGGAAUUUUUGCAUUCCGUUAUACAGUUCCUAGAUAUCAAAAUGGAAAGCGAGAAGGCAACCCGUAUCACUGACCCCGCGGUUGACCAUCGUACGAUGCCACUCAAUCCUCAGACUAUCGCCAUCUUCUUGCGAGUCCUGCGAAACAGCUCUUCCAUGUUGCACGAGAGCGACGUGGACUACUGCUUGGAAGUCCGCAACGCCUGCCUGCAGAUUCAUCCCCGUUUAAUGCCGCUAACCCCAGGAUCGGAUGCAGAGCCAGGUUUCACUGUGGUAUCCUAUUCGCCCGAAAUCGAGGCCGAAGUGGACGCGAUCUAUAAGCAGAUGUACGACGAACAAAUUACUAUCGAUGAAGUCAUAGCUAUGCUCCAGAGAAACAAGGCGUCGUCCAAUCCCAGGGAUCAUGAGAUCUUCUCUUGCAUGUUGCACUUCUUGUUCGACGAGUACAAGUUCUUUCAGGCUUUCUACCCUCCUCGGGAGCUGGCUAUGACCGGGUACCUCUUCGGCUCCAUCAUUCAAUACGAACUUGUCGACUACAUCCCUCUUGGCAUUGCUAUUCGCUAUGUCCUCGAUGCUUUGAACUGCCCUCCGGAGACGAACCUGUUCAAAUUCGGUAUUCAGGCGCUCAUGCGGUUCGAAUCUAGGUUGUCGGAGUGGCAACCGCUUUGCCAAGCGCUUCUGAAGAUCCCUCACCUACUGGAGGCGCGGCCAGAGUUGGUUCCUAUCAUCCAGCGGGCCAUUGCGAAUGCCCCGGAAGGGAUGGCCAACGGCACUGACUUCCGUGUCCUACCCCCUGUGGAACCUGCUCCGGUCUUCACUGCCAUUCAGCCCGACAAAAUCGAGGAUGAGCUCAUUGUACCACCCGAGGAGACUUCUGACAAGAUUCUUUUCAUCGUCAACAAUCUGGCCCCGAGCAAUUUCGACUCCAAAGUCACCGAGAUGAAGGAGUACUUCAAGGAUGAAUACGCUCGUUGGUUCGCCAACUACCUCGUCGAUCAGCGCAUCAGCACCGAACCCAACAACCACCCGUUAUAUCUCCGAUUUCUCGAUAUGCUGGACGGACCCAUCCUGCCCAAGUUCAUCUUGCACGAGACCUAUAUCAAGUCUGCAGCUCUACUGAAUUCCGAGAAGACCGCACAAUCGAGUUCCGAGCGAGUGAUUCUCAAGAACGUCGGGGUAUGGCUUGGCACUAUUACGUUAGCCCGCGACAAGCCUAUCAAGCACAAAAAUCUGUCUUUCAAGGACCUUCUUAUUGAAGGCUACGACAACAAUCGCCUGAUCGUGGUGAUUCCAUUUGUGUGUAGGACAUUGGAACCUGCAGCGAAGUCGACGGUUUUCAAGCCACCAAAUCCGUGGCUAAUGGCUAUCAUAAGUCUCCUCGCUGAGUUAUACCAUUUCGCGGAGUUGAAGCUGAACCUGAAGUUCGAGAUUGAGAUGCUGUGCAAGAGUCUUGACAUCGACCUGGACGGAAUCGAAGCUACCAGCGUUCUCCGAAACAGGCCCUUGACCGAAUCUUUGGCUGGUCCCCCACUGCCAGAUUACGUACCCGACAUCGAUGCGCUCCCAAUAGGGGGGUAUGACCCUGCCUCGCAGGUUUCCGAAGCGCAGGUUUUGGGUCUAGGGCCCACUAGUCCCUCAGACGCACAACGUGUCGUAGGGGCGCACAUAGAAUCUUUGCUGUCUCAACUCUCGCAGCGCGUGAUGAUCAGUCCCCAGCUACCGUUUGCGCAUAACCACGUGUUCAAGCGUGCUGUCCAGUUAGCUGUGGACCGGGCGGUGCGGGAGAUUAUCAUGCCGGUCGUGGAAAGGUCCGUCACCAUAGCUGGUAUAUCAACCCGAGAGCUUGUGGCGAAGGACUUUGUGACCGAGCCCAACGAAGAGAAGCUCCGUAAGGCAGGCCAUUAUAUGGCUCAGAAGUUGGCCGGGAGUUUGGCUCUUGUGACUUGUAAGGAGCCGUUGAAGAGUAACCUCACUACGCAUAUCAGGCAAUUCUUGCUGGAACAAGGCUUCAGUGAUCAACUCGUUACCGAGAGUGUUGUUAUGCUCUUGGUACAGGACAACCUAGACGAAGCAUGUCACGCAAUUGAGCAGGCUGCUAUGGACCGCGCAGUGGCUGAUGUGGACGAAGGAUUCGCGACGGCGUAUGAAUUGCGUCGGCGCCAUCGGGAGCAACGAACCGGGCAUGCCUUCUGGGACCAGACAGCUGGUGCAAGCAGCUUCGUUGCUAGUCUUCCUGACCCGCUUCGGAUCCGCGCCGCUGGGGUUCAAGCGAAUCAAAUGCUCGUGUACGAGGACUUCGCUACGGACGCGAGGCGACGUGUCACAGCCAGCCGACCUGGUUCUACUGUUUCGUACGCUCGGACUGAUUUCUCGAGCAUGGUCUACCCUCAAACGCCGGUGCAAGAUCUCCCGCUUGCCGGCGCAAGGUUGUUUACACAUGGAGAGGCCAUGCAACGUUUUGCUUUAUUGAACCAGGAGCUCGAGGCCUUCAUCCCGCAGAUGCCCGUGCAAUCUUUGGCUGCGCUACCGCCCAAUCAUGACCUGCGCCAGAUCAUCAGGCAGAUAGUCCUAGUCACCACUGAGUCACUGGAGGCCGAACGAACCGCCCUCCUCGUGUCCCAAAAAAUCGUGCAAUACUUGUACAGGACCCAGUGGCAGCUAGCACGAGAGAUAUACGUCGCCUUAUUAGAUCAACUGUGUCAAAACUUCGCGGACGUUGCGAAGGAGGCUAUCACAUGGCUCAUAUACGCCAAAGAUGACCGUAAAUUCAACGUACCAGCUACCCUCACUUUGCUACGCAGCGGCUUGGUUCAAGUCCAAACUCAAGAUGAACAGCUAGCGAAGCACCUGCACGUUGACCCUAAGAUCCAAUUGCAGAACUUCGCUGCCCGUUUGAUUCGAGAGUGCCUGUCAAUCGACCCGCCUAUCGGCUCUCAAACACAGUGGUCGUUCACAAUCGACGCCAUGGAUCAAUUGUCACGGGCCGGCGAGGCUAAUGAAGAGGUCACUCGACUGCUUGAUGAUCUGCGAGGCAUCUCUCGGCUUCCUAACUCAACAUCCGCCGACGGGCUUGGUUUCCCUGUGUCUGCGGCGAAGACGGAGACAGAGCAGCUGCGAGAGAAAUUGUUCAGUUGGUUCCAGCAAUGGGUCUCGAUUUACCAACGCUCGCCAUCCCCUGAGAAGGCGUUUGUUCCCUUCAUCACCCAACUCACUAAGCAAGGCAUACUGAAAGUGGAAGAUGUAUCGUCCUUCUUCUUCCGCGUCUGCGCUGAGUCCAGCGUGCAGAUGUACAUGAAAUGCGUCGCCACCGGCGAUUUUACGCACGCAUUUCAAGCGCUGGAUGCUAUGGCAAGACUGAUCGUGUAUAUCAUCAAGUACCAUGGUGAUGCUUCAGGGGUGAAUAACGACCAGGCCAAAGUCCAUUAUCUUACCAAGAUCCUGUCGAUCUUUGUCCUAGUCUUGGCGAAUAUGCACGAGGAGCAAGGCGAAGCUUUCCAGCAGAAGCCCUUCUUCCGAUUCUUCUCUAGCCUAAUCAAUGAUCUCCACACCAUCGAGGCACAGUUAGGCACUGCUUACUUCCAACUGUUGAUUGCCAUAAGUGACACGUUCAGUUCUUUGCAACCCACAUAUUUCCCUGGCUUCGCAUUCUCCUGGAUGUCCCUCAUUUCUCAUCGGUUGUUCAUGCCUAAAUUGAUGUUACACGAGAACCGAGAGGGGUGGGCCGCCUUCCACAAACUCUUACUGUCCCUCUUCAAGUUCCUGUCUCCGUUCUUGAAAACUGCGGACUUCAGACUGCCAUCCAGAGACUUCUAUCGAGGGACACUGCGGCUGCUUCUCGUGCUCUUGCACGACUUCCCAGAAUUCCUCAGCGAAUAUUACUUCAGCCUCUGCGAUGUUAUACCACCCCGGUGCAUUCAACUGCGAAACAUCAUCCUCAGCGCCUUCCCGCCUUCUUUGGUGCUGCCAGACCCUCAUCUGCACGAUGUGAAGAACACUUUGCCCGAGAUGCGAACUAUACCGCCUAUUCUGUCAGACUUCACCGCGAGCUUAAAGAAUGGCGACCUCCGCGAUAUCCUGGACCAACACUUGCUUGGUCGUGGGACGCCGUCGACGCUUCCAUCUCUAAAGGAACGAUUGCGUCUUCCAACUGUAUCUGAAGGGGCCUCAGAAGCUUACAACUUGUCGUUGAUUAACUCCGUCGUCAUGUACAUAGGGGUCUCCUCCGUAGCUCAGAGCAAAGCCAAAAAUGGGUCCUCUUUGUUUCUUCCGAGCGACCCUGGUGUGGUUCUCCUGCAAUAUUUGGUGGAGAACUUGGACGUGGAAGGUCAACACCAUAUCCUCGGCGCUGUUGUAUUGCACCUGCGAUAUCCUAAUGCUCAUACGCAUUGGUUCAGCCAGCUUCUGCUCCAUCUCUUCUCGGAAGUCAAGGAUUCGCGCUUUAGGGAGGUCAUGACGAAGGUUCUCUUGGAGCGUUUCAUCGUACAUCGGCCACAUCCUUGGGGCGCACUCGCCACGUUCAUUGAGCUUCUAAGCAAUCCGAAGUAUGGCUUCUGGAACGAGGACUUUGUCCGAGUCACCCCCGAGGUCACCCUCCUCCUGGAAAGCGUUUCGAGGUCUUUAGUUCUCUAGAAUCGUGAUCGCUGUUGUCCCUGCUAUCUGUUCUAUAUCUGUCUGCCUCUUUGCUUUGGGUUUUUAUUGCACCACACAUCACUGUAUUGUAUCAUCUUAGUUCACGACCGCAUUGUUCAAGGCUGUUCCUUUCCUGGACUUUGAUUACGACUACUGUUUAUAACCCACAAGCGUACUUUAUAUCCCACUGUAUCACAAGGCAAUACAUCGUCAUCCGGUAAUUUCAGCUCAGUCUAACCAUGACAUGCCCUCAUUCCAUGUCCAGCCUGGACCCCAGAGACCCGCUCCCUUCACACCUGCGGCUCCUCGUUGAUCGAUAGAACUUCCGCUAAUGACCAACCAAUCUGGCACGGUGACACCAGUCCGGACAGGAAACAGCUUUACUACGCGCUCCAGAGUCAAAGGGUCAUCUGCGAGCAUGAAGACCACGUUAUCGUCCGAGCGAGUCGGGUGCGGGUGUAGAAAUAUGGCACCCACGGAGUCACCGCCCAAUGAACGACCUUGCAGUGCCAACGCGGUACCCUGGAUAGCAAACGGCGUCUCCCCGCGACCCAAACACCAUGUCGUGAAAUUACCGGACGUGUUCCCGAUGACGACUAGGGUGCCCCCUCCUACCUGAUCCUCCUGUACUAGCCGCAUCAAAUGAUCGUCAGUGAUGAUUUCCGCGUCCAGCUUAUGAUACAGGUUGAGGACAUGGGCAAGUCGCAGGGCAACCGAGAGUGAUCGGGUCUCCCUAGUAUCGGAGAUAACAAUGAGCACAGGCCCCUUGGAUGAUAAAGCUGUCGACAUGCGGCCGGAAGGCUGAACAUUAUCGACUCCUAUACUCGCAACAUCAACCUGAAAUCUGAUCAUCUCUACCCGAUAUAAGAUGCGAAUGGCUGAGGUGACGUACAUAUACCUGACCCGGACGAUCAACUGAGAAUCUGAGACGGACAGAGCCAGCCUCCUUUGCAGAAGUGGCUAUCGACACGUCAAUUCCGUUGAUAACCAAAUCACCAGUAGGCAGAUUGCGGCUAUGGAUGGAGAACGUCCGGAUAUUGACCGUCCUGACCUCCGUGAAGUUAUCACGUUGGGAGACCACCAGUCUCCCUAGCCUUCCGGGUGUAUGCAGACUCUCGACGCUCCAGCCAUGGAAUGUUCCGGAUUCAGAUGGGACGGAAACGGUCAAUGUAUACGUUUCCGUCGUAGAUAUUGUGUGAUUCUGCGUCGCAUGAUCCAAGAACGCUUGUACUUGGUCGCUAGCUAGAACUGAAGGAUAAUAGUGGGGCAUUCCAGGAUCUUCUUUCAAGCUGACAUUGACUGUUGGAUUCCAAGAUUUCAAGAUGCCGAUGUAUUCUCUUGAAUGCCACACAGGUACAUUCUCAUCGAGCCCCCCAUGCACUGCGAGGACAGGGGUGUUUACCAGGUUCGACAGGAAUAGAUCAUUGUCGUCAGGCGUCAACGAUGUCUCAAGAAUUGCACGGAGCGCUGGGUCUAUGAAAUGCGCGGACCUAGACUGCGUUAGUGGCACGUAUGAUUGCGAUUUGAUGUAACCGCUAGCAGGCACCGCGGCUAUGACGCGGUCCGGGUAUCUGGAGGCCAUGUACCAUGUACCCUGCCCACCAUUGGAAUGGCCGACGAGGAUCACGCGAGCAUCAUCUGGUAGUCUCCAAAGGUGCCAAGGGGUGUGGCCUUUCAAGAUGGCACCUAGGGCAUCUACACUUUGCCAUGCAUCCUGCGCACUGGGACCAUGCCAGUCCAAUCCCUAAGAAGUGCGGCCGGUGGGC